Neomonachus schauinslandi (Hawaiian monk seal) is the source of this 1692-nucleotide messenger RNA. RefSeq names its product THUMP domain-containing protein 1-like. The record is from RefSeq and is a predicted model, not a curated record. Gene Ontology annotation, molecular function: RNA binding. Lineage: Eukaryota; Metazoa; Chordata; Mammalia; Carnivora; Phocidae. Gene Ontology annotation, biological process: tRNA modification.
AUGCACGUAGUGGAAGGAAUGGGACAACAUGGGGAAGGAUCACAUGCAAGACGACACAUUACAUUUAACCUCAUGUUCUUUAGGCUCUUCUUGGCUGUGACAGUUUCUCAGAUUCUCCUUGUUUUUGACAACAUUAAUGGAUUUGAGGAGUAUUGGUCGUAUAUUUUUAGAAUGCGCCCCUCAAGUUUAUGUCGAAUUAAGAAACAUCAAGGGCUCUUCAAGGAGGAUGGUCUUACUGGAACACUUUCAUGUCGAUGGCUUAGGCUGCAAUCCUCUAGCCCGUGGCUACUCUACGGGGAGGAGAAAGCCUUCCCUUUGGCUGGAAGUUUUACCAUUCGGGCCAUGACCCGGGUUACUCUAGCAGUAUGUGGGGACUUCUCCCUCAUUUCCUGGGUUAAUGGCUAUAACUGGAACCAACUGUCUCUGGUUAGUGUACCUCAGGAUGGGAACUUUAAGGAAUAUUCCCAGGACCGCCUAGCAUCCAUCUUUGUUCCCUCUUUGAGACUGGUGGAUGUUUGGCACAUGGAAGCUCUUAGUAAGUACACGGUCAAAGCCCUGAAUGACACUCGAAAUAGCAUUUCUCUAUUAAAUACUGAGAGGCGAGGAAGCCGGGCAUGGCAGAGAAGCACGUUUCUCGCUAGCCUUGGUUCCCACGCGCCAUGGCGGCCCCGGGCCAGCGGCGGAAAGCGCAAAAGCAAAGCUCGGUAUGUGCAGGCCAAGCGGGCUCGGCGCCACGACGGCUGCCCCCGGCUACAGGGCAUUCUCAUUACCUGCAACAUGAACGAACGCAAGUGCGUGGAGGAGGCCUACAGCCUGCUCGACGAAUACGGCGACGACGUGUGUGGGCCGGGAAAGUUUACGCACAAAGAUCAGCAGCCCUCUGGAAGCGACGGAGAGGAUGAUGACAUGGAGGCUGUCUUGAAGAAAGAAGUUGGUGACAUGAAAGCAUCGACAGAGAUGAAGCUAAGAAGAUUCCAGUCAGUGGAGAGUGGAGCAAAUAAUGUAGUCUUCAUCAGGACACUUGGAAUAGAACCUGAGAAAUUGGUGCAUCAUAUUCUCCAGGAUACGUACAAAACCAAGAAGAAGACGGCUCGGGUUAUUCUACGUAUGUUACCCGUUUCAGGCACAUGCAGGGCUUUCUUAGAAGAUACGAAAAAAUACGCAGAAACAUUUUUGGAACCCUGGUUUAAAGCUCCAAACAAAGGGACAUUUCAGAUUGUAUAUAAAUCUCGAAAUAACCAUCACAUGAAUAGAGAAGUUAUCAAAGAAUUGGCAGGAAUAGUAGGCAGCCUCAAUUCGGAAAAUAAAGUGGAUUUUACCAAUCCACAGUACACGGUUGUAGUAGAAAUAAUUAAAGAUGUCUGUUGCCUGAGAGUUGUCAAAGAUUAUAUGUUGUUCAGAAAGUAUAAUCUCCAAGAGGUGGUGAAGAGUGCUAAGGACCCAUCACAACUUAACCCAAAGCAGCCAGUGAAAGCAGGAAAUGGGAAAGAAGCUAAAUUGGAAUCUGGUGACAAAUCAAAUCAACAUGACCCAGAAGGAACAAAUAACCAGCAGGUGGUACCAGAAAAUAAUGAGGAUGGGCAGACAAAACCAAGAUCUGAGACACAAGUGGUGAAUGAGGGAGGAGCUAAACCUGAACUUGAAAGUCAAGUCACAGAAAGAUCUGAGUCAAAUAAAAAUGAUCUCUCAUAA